AUGGGAGAUCUGUUGGAAUAUCGAGAUUCAUCCAGUGCAGUUCCAGUUCGUUCGUUUCGUAGCCCAGUUGCGUCGCCGCCGGCCACCCCGAUUUCCAGAUCGGAUUUGUUGCAGGGAGAGACUCCGUUUGACCCAACCCCGAGCCUUGCCGCCUUCAAGAGGCUCGGAUCCGCAGAACAGUCUUCACCAGACCCAGUUGAAGGCGCCGCUUCGACUUUGUGUUCGUCUGUUUGCUCCUUCCCUCGGGGAACUACGGAGCAAGAGGGCAAGGAGCCUCCCUUCUCCCAAAUUAAUGACCACGGCGCGACUGCGCCUGUAUCGCAAGAAGGAAAAGGUUCCUUUGACUUCGUUGGAAACCCACCGGGACAGGAUGGCGGAAAAUCCUGCAGUCUCGGCGCUGCCGCCGUAACGGCGGUCUCUCCGUUCGCCGGGGAAGGAGGGGGGGGAGGAGAGGAGGUCGCUGAUAUUGGAGAUUCCAGCUCGAUCUUGGAUCCUCGUUACGCUUGUCGCGAUCUGCGCACUUGCACGGCUGCGGCACCGGAAAGCCCUGAUUUGUCCAAGGAAGGUCGCGAAUCUCACACCGGAACAGAGAGCGAUCGUGGAUGUAGUAGAAAUGAAAGCAGGAAGCCCGAGCAGACAAAAGCUGAGGAAGGAUAUGAUGCUGCUUGCUGCUCCGAGGAGAAGUGGACCGGCCAAGAUUUGGUGGAAGACAUGUCCACAGAGCGAAGGCCUGAGACAGGACGAGAAGAGGAGUCAGGCCCGGCAAGGCGUCGCCCUUCCGGAUCUGCACUUGGAGACUCUCCCUCCUCUUGUUCGCGUGCUGGUUCGUCUCCAUCUCUCUUUCGCUUGCGUCUGAAUCUGCCCGUUUGUACAAAACCCAUUGUGCAAGACGCUCUCUCGAGAGAGGGCGCGUUUUUGUCACGUCUCGAGGCUUGCGAGCCAACCUCACGGCCUCAGGGGUUCUUCUACCCCCUGCAGAAAGACUCUGGAAGAGACGGCAAGGAUGCAGUGUUGCCGCCGCACUGGCCCGGCUUCUUGGCGGACUCUCAAGGGCAUGCAGUCGCCUCACCCGCAGGCGCCUUGCUUUCUCACGCUGGGUCGCAUGUCUCUUCCGGUCCCAACUCCCCGUUCGAAGCGAGCGGAGACGCGGACUUGUCUCUGAGUCGUUCGCGCGCGCGGCGACGCUCGGAGACUGUCUCCCCUCGAGCUUCAGAGGUCCAGACCCCUUGCGGGACAGAGGUGACGGUAGUCCAGUGUGCCAAAGCUGAGAGCGAGAAACGCGGUGGUCUUUCCAAAGGCGUUGCUUCAUGUGAAAACGUGUGUUUGUCUGAAGAGGGCCGUUCGUUUUUAGCAGAUUCUGAGAAGCGCUUUUCGAAAAGCAGUCCCGAGAAGCCCCGUCUGUCGGUGUUUCCGCGCUCGCGUGAUCUCCCGCCAUCUCUGUCGGAGCACCAUGUGGGUUCGACUUGCGCAGCAAGCGUCGGCAGCACGUCCAUUGGCGACUGUGGUCUAGGGGGCGUAGGGAGUGUCUCCGAAAUGCCCUCCCCUCUCGCACCCUCCGCGCUGAGCGUCUCAGGCAGCUCGGGCACCUCCUCCGGCUGUGCCUCCAGUAACUUGUCUGUCUCCACUUCCCACGGAGACAGUCCCCUUUCGGGGGGCGACCGCGACGCCAGUGGGGCGGAACAGCCGCGUCCAGCCUCUCCGCGCGGUUCACGCGGAGGCGUAGGCGCUGAGCGCCGACGGGGCUGUGGAGCGAGCGGCAGUCACACGCCGGCAGGUGUCGGAGUGAUGGUUCCAAGCGAGAGAUUUGCCGCGUCUCAAGACAUGCCGGCAGGAUUCUCUGGAGACUCCUGUCUCCUCGCUGCAGGCGGGGACUCGCGUUCAGGGGCCUUGGGCUCCACGGGCUCGAGCGCCCAGCGUGGGUGGUCGCGAGGGUCUGGGCACCAGCACCACCAGCACAGCGGGUCUUCGCAGUUCUUCUCGUGCGGGGGGGCGCCUUCGCGGAGGCGAGAAGGAGGAGACAGGGGGGUCGAAGACGCCCGCGCCGUAGGACGACGAGACCGAGAGGGUGUGAGGUUUGAGAAAGCUGGCGUGUCGAGGUGUGGGAGGUCGACAGAGUCGGGCAGAUUCACAGGCACUCGUGGAACGGGAGAGAACUCUGUGUUUGCAGGGCCUGCUCUGGGGAACUCGGUGCAUGCAGCUGUUUUGGAAAGCGUACAGGAGACAGGCCGCGCUGUGGAGGGUCGCCUCGGCGAAGAAGACGUUUCCCUGGCGGCUUACACUUCUUCGUAUUUCGUGUCUGUGUCAUGUUCGCGAACUGCGGACCCAGACGCGCCUCCCUACAUGCGAAGGUCCACGUCCGCCUCGAGUGCGGUGGCUUUCAACACUGCAGUGCCUUUGUCUCGUGCGCGGGCGGAGCCGCAGGCGGGCGACGGAGCCCCCAGGUGCUUUGGAGCCCAACUGGAGCCGGCGCCUGGAGGCGCGACCGCAGUCGGAGAGACCCACGCCGGAGGUCGGGGACACCGAAGACAGAAGAGCGCGACUCGCAGCCACGGCGCGACGACGAGAAGCGGCGAACAAAGCAGGAGAGGCAGACAUGUUUCUGGCAGCCGACGGGGACACCAGAGAAGCAAAGGAAGAGAAGUUGUUGGCUCCGGAAUCCCUGUGAAACUUACAGCAGAGGUUUUGAUGCAGCUCGAAGAGAUGAGCGCCGCAAGUGUGGGGUCUUCGUUCACAGCCUUCCCAUGUCUCUCACAGGGAACUGGAACGUGGGGCCCGCUGAGUGCGCGCGACUCUGAGCGGCCUGUGCUUCACUUCCACAGUGCCCCGGCUCGCCCCUCGGGCGUCUCUUCCGCGCGAAACGAGGAUGAAGACUUCUUCUGGCUGGUCAAGAGCCGCGCCGAAGCCAUGCGGGAGAAGUCCGGAGAAAAUGGGCGUCGGUGUGCCGCGUUUCAGCGAGCUGAAGGCCUUGUUUCUUCAUCCCGAGACUCCGUGCCGCACGCCGAAGAGGCGAAGCUCGAGAGUCCGCCCACCGACUCUUUCGCGUCUCCCCUCCUGGCGACGGACCUCGCAAUUCGAACGCAAGAAGGCCGGCGAGACGCAGGCCUCGUGGGGUCCUUCGGGUGCGCGGGCAGGAGGGCCAGGAGACAGCUGUCGGGGGUCGAAGACGCGCCGCAGUCUCUCCUGUCUGCGCUCUUCCCUGCCCCAGGCCCCGCCACCGACGGUAACCGGCGCGGGCGGAAGGCUGGCGACGACGACGCCUCCAGCGGGAGUCCGGCAAGCAGCGAAGAGAGCACGAAGGGGACAGUGAACCACAAGUGCAGAGACGAUGACAAAGUGAUAAAUUUGUGUGCGAACCCGUCGGAUCUUUGGUACGGUCUCACGACUUCAGACGGGAAGCCGGUAUGUGUGCGGCCGCGCGCCAAUCGCUGGCACGCGAGCAACACGCGCAGACAAAGGAAACAGUACAAAGACAUGCAGAGGCGACUUGCGCAAAACGCUGCGAACGCUGCGAACGCUGCAGCUGCGUCCCCACAGGUGUCUCCUUCGCCCCGCGGCCCCCCCCCAACGGGACACUUCCCCGGCAAGAAGCCUUCAGCCCACUGGGCGAAUGCAGGCGCCCCACAGCUGGGUCAACAGGCCCUCAGAUACCCUCCGCCGCUGGUCUUCGGCGAGGCGUCGGGAAGCGCCGGACUCGGCUUGUAUUCGGGUGGCGCUGCCGGCGCCCCCAGCGCGUCGGUGUCGCCAGUCUUGGGCGCCGCCGCCCAUGCAAACCAGUCCCUUCCGGGCGUGGGUGCGCCUUUUGCGCGGUCGCCGUGUGGGGCGCCGUCGACACUGGGGAAGGAAGAAGGAAGGAGAGAAACUUCACUUUUUGCGGGCUUUCCAGCCUCCGGAGAUUCUUUGCAUGCGUCUGCCCAGACCGGCCAGGCCUCGCGAGACAGAGGCAGCACGAGUCACCAUCGCCGCCACCACAGGGAGCACAAGAAGCGAGGAAGGUCGUCUUCGUCGACCGCAGCUGCCGGGUCUGUCCCUUCGCUUGGACCUCUGUCUUCUUCCACUGGUGGCUCCGCCACUGGCCCUGUCUCUUCGGGGCGAGCUGCGUCGCCUCCGCUAUCUGCUCUAGUGCACUCUUCCGCUGCAGUCUCUGCGGCGCAACACAGCAGCCGCGGCCGGAGGAGACAUCAUCGCCACCACUCGAGCAAGGGCGCGGGCGGGUCAGGGCCGGUCUCCUCAGGGCCCUCUGGAGGCGUGGGCGCGAUGCAGGAGAUAGGCCUUUCUGCGCAGCCGCAGUUUCUGUCGAGUUUGGCAUUCUCCGUGGGCCUCGCCCCCGGGCAACUCGACAGAGAGAGAGAAGGCCAGCAGGCCGUUGUGGCCGUUGCCUCUGAAGAGGUGUCUCGUCGACCUCUUGCCGGCGUCGACCGCGAAGGCUCGGGCCGCGGCGCGGAGGCGAACCGAGUCGUCUUCGUAGCUCCGCAUGCAGGAGCUGCGGGGCCUUCUUGCUCGAGCACCCGACCGGCGUGGGCGUCUCAGGCGCCCAAGGGCGUUCCUCAACCAUCGGCCCAGUCGUUGGGCGCGGGGUCUGUCUCUGGGCUCCAGUUGGGCGCGAGCGAAGGGCGUGUGGGGCAGCGGCCUCCGCGGCGCACGCGCCUGGAUGAAGCAGGCAGUUUCGUCCCGAUUGGCUCGAAAGGCGCAGGUCCCUCGCCCCAGCUGGCUCCUGUGACUUUCCCCGGAGAAUUCAAAAUGCCUCGACCCGUCGUCUUCCCUCCUGGAGACCGACGGUAUCGCCUGCCGAAAAAGCCGCGCCAAGGGCCUCUGUCGUCCGCCGGCUCUGCUUCUCUUCCUCCCCCUGUCUCUGCGUCUGUGUCGGUUUCUGCAUCGCCACAGGUGGGCGGGGGGGGAGGCUGGGUGCCGAGAGGGAGCGUUCAUGCGGAGACAGAGAAGGUUGUGGGGUCUGUGGGUCGGCUCGGAGAAGAGUCUGUGGGGUUCAGAGACGCGCCAGAGACUUCGGUAUCUCUCGCAGGUUCUGGAAAUCCCAUGGAGGAAGGCAUUCGAGACCGAGAGCUGGAGACGCCUUUCUCUUCGUCUGGCAGCUCGUCGCGUCGGCCUGGCGGACCUCCGGAGCUCGGGGCCUCUCGCCCAGUGCCGUCUUACGGAGACCUCGAGGGCUUCGAAGAAGCACGAAUUCGCGCCUGUCAGCGAGGGGAACGCGCCGCUUCAGCUCCAACUGAGGAGACACCCGGCAGCGCGCAGCCUUCUGUUCGUGUUCACUCUCUUCCCUCGUUGCCCCACGGUGCGGCCGCGCCUCCUUCUUCUGCAGCGUCUGCGCCGUCUUCUGGGGGGACGCAGGGCUCGCGACCACCCUCGGCCUCGGGGUUCGGCGUCGUGGUGGAGACUGGCACCGUGGGCGUCCCCUCCUCGGCCUGCCUGUUCCCGUACCAGCGAAAGAGCGCCGCACCCCACACUCCUGUCUCCGAGAGAAGAAGCGCUUCUCGCAGCCGAGGCAGACGCGAAGGCGACCGAAUUGCGAAGAAGAAGCGAACGGGCAAGAAACCGAAGAAAACGAGACCGGGCGAACCCCAGAGAUGGACCAGCGCCCGAGAACGCGUUCAGUGGCACUUGGCAAAAAGCCGAGGCAUGCUGUGAAGGGAACAGAUAGAAGAAGAGAGAGGGGGAAGCGGGAGGAGACGAGGAGUGGAGAGAAUUGGAGAGGCGGAAGUGCGUGAAAUGAAGAUGAAGGAGAACUGGAUACUCUGAGAUCCUUUGGGCUGCAUAGAGGGUGGAGACCCUCAGCAGACACUGAGAUGCAGAACGUUGCCUGGAAGAGGUAGGCUCGUUCAGAAUCACAGGGAUGCAUGCUCUCUCACUCGGCAGUGGAAGAGAAAAAAGGAGGACGGCGAUAAAAAGAAAACGCCAGGGAAUGGCGGGGCGAGAACCAAGGCGACAUGCCACAGGGGUUCUGAUCCGAGGCAAAUAGGGAUGACUUUCUUCGGACGAAAAAAUUGUGUUUUCGUGGAAAGAGAAGUCCAUGUUCGGUGUCUCUUCGUAACUGUGUCGUCGUCAGAGAGAUUUCUGCUUCUCUCUGAUGAAGAAAUUAUCUCUUCUUUCUGGGUAUAGGGGGUCGUUAGGUCUCCCACACGAGACUUCUUCUCGGUCCUCGAAGCGAGAAAAACGGUUCCGUGACCAGACAGGUUCGAGACGUCUUUGCCCUUUUCUGAAGAAGGGACGAGAAAACAGGUGAUAAUUGGUGAUUUCAACUUCCUUCUGUUUCGUACACAAACGAGACAGCUAUCGCGGCACCUGCGAGCUGAGGGAACUGAGGGAGCAGAGGGCUCGCGUUCGUUGAAGCUGGGCGGAGACUUCGCGCAUGCAGCGCCCAAUCCCUGGGAGACUUGCGCCGAAGAUUGCGCAGAGAAAGGCGACAAAAAGGAGGAACCGGACGCGGAAAACGGUUCAGGCGCUGCAAAGAAGACUCGCCUCUCGAGCUUUCGCGAAGAAAGCCGAUUUUUUCCAAACACGAGCGCCUACAGCAUUCGCAGAAGCUUCGAAAGCACCCCGUUACAUUUUCCCUCAGUCUCUGCACUUUUGAGGAGGCAACGCAGGCGCUCUUUCCUCACGUUUUCUGUCAUCUUUUUUCGCGUUGAGUUUCUUGCGGUCUUGGGGAGCGCAGUGCCGCGAUAUCCACUGAAGUAGCAUGAGACAGAAGCAGACUCCAGUCACUCGACGCUGUGUACAAAAACCUGAAGACAUCCACUUCUAGAAUUCUCAGAGAAGACGAAGAGACGCCGAGACGCGCAGGCACUCUCUGUCAUGGAGGCCC
This is a messenger RNA of Toxoplasma gondii ME49, 6814 nucleotides long. RefSeq lists its product as hypothetical. Bases 1 to 5640 code for a protein of 1879 amino acids. Lineage: Eukaryota; Apicomplexa; Conoidasida; Eucoccidiorida; Sarcocystidae. The record is from RefSeq and is a predicted model, not a curated record. The transcript has 5 exons.